This is a messenger RNA of Acanthosepion pharaonis, 648 nucleotides long. The record is from the annotation of a GenBank genome assembly. Lineage: Eukaryota; Metazoa; Mollusca; Cephalopoda; Sepiida; Sepiidae.
AUGAGUUAUCUAUCUAUCUAUCCUUCAUUCCUUGUUCAUUUCAAUGUUUUUCUGCAACAAGCCACCAGUUAUUUUUUUUAUUUUGAUUCUUCUAAUCUAUUGACACCGCCCCGCAUAUCUAUCUAUCUAUCUAUCUAUCUAUCUAUCUAUCUAUCUAUCUAUCUAUCUAUCUAUCUAUCUCAAUCUGGUCAUAUCUAUCUAUCUAUCUAUCUAUCUAUCUAUCUAUCUAUCUAUCUAUGGAAGUCUGUUUCUAUCAAUCGCAAUAUGUUCAUGUAUAUCUAUAUAUAUAUAUAUCAAUUUGUUCACAUCUAUCUAUCUAUCUAUCUAAAUUUGGUCAUAUCUAUCUAUCUAUCUAUCUAUCUAUCUAUCUAUCUAUCUAUCUAUCUAUGGAAGUCUGUUUCUAUCUAUCGCAAUAUGUUCAUAUAUAUCUAUAUCUAUCUCAAUUUGUUCACAUCUAUCUAUCUAUCUAUCUAUCUAUCUAUCUAUCUAUCUAUCUAUCUAUCUAUCUAUCUCAAUCUGGUCAUAUCUAUCUAUCUAUCUAAAUCUGGUCAUAUCUAUCUAUCUAUCUAUCUAUCUAUCUAUCUAUCUAUCUAUCUAUCUCCCGAUUGGCUUCGAGUCAAACACAUUCGGUUGCCAAGUAAAAUAUGA